Molecule: messenger RNA, 1281 nt
Organism: Naegleria gruberi
Lineage: Eukaryota; Heterolobosea; Eutetramitea; Acrasida; Naegleriidae
Exons: 1
Coding region: 1-1281 (426 amino acids)
Source: RefSeq, a predicted model, not a curated record
AUGAGCACUACUAAUCAACAACCACAAAAGGUAAAAACCACAGAAGAAGAAGAAGCCCUCCUUAUUCAAAAAGGAACUGGUCUUCAUUUGGAUUCUUGGCCUUACAAUUUGUGGAAAAAAUUAAAAUCUGACAUGACCUAUGAAGAAUUGGACAGAUUCAGACCUUUUCAAUCUAUGGUUUGUUUAACAGAUGGUGAUUCUGAUCCAAACAAGAAAGAAGGAGGUUUGGAAGUAAUUCCUGGAUUUGCCUCCGUUGCAGAAAGAUAUUUUCCUGCCAUGGAUCAAAAAGUUAGAAAUGGAAAAGGUUUCAGAGUUAAAUCUCCAUGGAUUAGUUCUUAUCACAUUAGAUUUAAUCAAGAGGAAGAUGAGCCAUUGUUUGAAAUGGUUAGAAAAGUUAAGAGAAUUCCUCAAGAAUGGAAAGCUCCUUCACCAAGCUCUGAAUUGACCAAGUUGGAGAAUGCAGACGAAAUGUUGGGCUAUAUGAGAAAGAUUGUAAAGGAGCAUGAUGCUUUAGAAUAUGUUCCAAUCAAGAAGGGAGAUUUCAUCUUUUUUGAUAACAGAACGGCUCACAGAAAUUCAGACGCCAAUCACAUGGAUAGACCUCGUUCAGUGUUUUAUCAUGCUUACAGUUGUACAGAUCCAGUCAACCGAAACACAAUUGAGAAAUUGAGAGAAAAGAGAAAGACUUUUGAACAUCCAGAUGAUUUUGGAACCAAGUUUAGAGUUGAGCAAAUGUAUUUGCACCCAGAAAAUGAUUUAGUACCAUUGACCCCAUUAGGUGAAUGUCUUUAUAAUGAGAAACCAUACGAAAGUAUUAUGGAAGAAAAUGGAGAAAACUCAAGCAUCUUGAGUCAAAUAUUGAAAGAGAAUGAUCAUUUCCUAACUCAAAAGCACAUUGAUUUCUUCCAUCGUUUCGGAUAUGUAGUUGUUGAAAACUGUGUUCCAGAUCAAGACUGCGAUCAAUUGCUUAAUGAGCUAUUCAAAUAUUCCUCUCUCGCUGGCUGUCCAAUUAGUUUCGAUGGUAACUCAGUUUCUCAAGUUCAAUUCUCAAACAUUGGUGGAGGGUUUGGAUCAAUGGUUGAGUUCUACUACUUGCCAAUGCAACAAAAGAUGAGAAUGAAUCCAGCUCUCUACACUUCAACUGUCAAACUAUUAAGUCAUACAUGGGGUAGUAAAACUGCCAAUGAUUGGAAUGUUCCAUAUGCUUGUCCAUUAGAAAUUGAUUCAAGAAAAUUGUGGUUAUACAUCGAUAGAAUGAAUUUCAGACUUCCAAAUCAAUAG